This is a messenger RNA of Priapulus caudatus, 1578 nucleotides long. Its product is annotated as protein FAM186A-like. The annotation marks the transcript as partial. The record is from RefSeq and is a predicted model, not a curated record. The transcript is spliced from 4 exons. Lineage: Eukaryota; Metazoa; Priapulida; Priapulimorpha; Priapulimorphida; Priapulidae.
GACGAGGGCAUCAGUUGCCGUCGGCGACACCGCUUUGCCUGAAGCUGUUCCGACAAUGUCCGACGCCGGAGGCAGCGUUAUUGGCGGCGUUACAUCGCUCCCUUCUUCCCCCUCGCCGCGCGAGCCGGCGUCCGAUCCCGCGGGCGAGGGGGAGAGCGAGCCGUCGGUUAAUCGCACGGAUGCUGGCGUCGCCGAGUCGCCCCACGGAAGCCAUUCAGCGGAAGAUGCUGAUGAGAUGCGGUCGGAUGUGAAAGAAGGCGACCCGUCGAGCAACGAUGGCAACAAGACGAGAGUCGAUCCACCUCGAGAUGGCGCUGUCGAGUCUCGGCCUUUGGCAGGAGGUGAGGUGGUAGGGGUCGAGAAGGAAGGAGAAGGUGAGAAGGUAGGGAAGGUGAGAAGGACAAGACACUGGCGGCGGCGGUGACAGUGACAGCACGGCGGCGUGGUUCGAAGCAAGCGGAUCUAUUAUCAGAACCUGUUCAAGAAGAGGUGUUGCAAGGACCAGUUCAGGGGGAAAUCUUGGCGGCACCAAUGCAAGCAGAGGUAUUGACAGAACAAGCUGAGCAGGCAGACGCCUUGCCGGCUCCACCUCCAGACGAUGGGUUGCUAGAAUCUAUUCCAGAAGGCAUGUUAUCAGUGAAAGAAAAGAAGUGUUUGCCAGACCUAGUUAAGGGAAGAUGUGAUGCCAGAACCAGUGCAAGAAGAUGUAUUGCCAGAGCCAAUAAACGCAAAUGUAUUGCCAGAACGAGUGCAUGAAGGUGAAUUGCCAGAAAAGGUUCAGGAAGACAUAAUGCCAGAAAAAGUUCAGGAUGAGAUACUGGCAGAACCAGCUCAAGUGGGACAUGCCAGAACCAGAUGAGGUGUUGCCAGUACCCAGUGAAGGUGUUGCCAGAAACAGCUAAGGUGUUGCCAGAACCAGUGAACGUGUUGGCAGACCCAGUGCAGGCAUUGCCAGAAACAGGGAAGGCAUUGCCAGAAACAGUUGAGGUGUUGCCAGUACCAGCUAAGGUGUUGCCAGAACCAGUGAACGUGUUGCCAGACUUAGUGCAGGCAUUGCCAGAACCAGUGAACGUGUUGGCAGACCCAGUGCAGGCAUUGCCAGAAACAAUUGAGGUGUUGCCAGUACCAGCUAAGGUGAUGUCAGAACCAGUGAAUGCAUUGCCAGAACCAGUGAAUGUGUUGCCAGAAACAGUUGAGGUGUUGCCAGUACCAGUCAAAGCAUUGCCAGAAGCAGUGAAGGCAUUGCCAGAACCAGUGAAGGCAUUGCCAGAAGCAGUGAAGGUAUUGCCAGAACCAGUCAAGGCAUUGCCAGAAGCAGUGAAGGCAUUGCCAGAACCAGUGAAGGCAUUGCUAGAACCAGUUGAUGCAUUGCCAGAACCAGUAAAGGCAUUGCCAGAACCAGUUGAGGCAUUGCCAGAACCAGUGAAGGCAUUGCCAGAGCCAGUUGAGGUGUUGGUUGAGCCAGCUGAGGUGUUGACAGAAGCCGUGGGAGGGGACAGGAGUGCGGAAGCUGAACACCUAGAUCACCCUGCGCCGCCGCAGCCCGAUCACGCGGGGGCGCCACCGCAGCCCGACCAU